Molecule: messenger RNA, 564 nt
Organism: Eruca vesicaria subsp. sativa (arugula)
Lineage: Eukaryota; Viridiplantae; Streptophyta; Magnoliopsida; Brassicales; Brassicaceae
Source: the annotation of a GenBank genome assembly
AUGGCAACGUCCUCCGUUCUGUCCACCUUAGCCGCCGCCGCGAUUACGUUGCAACUACUCUUAAAUCCAGCUUCAGCCUCCCCUCACAUGAAAUACAUUGACGCUGUCUGCGAUCGCACCAUGGACCAAGCUUUCUGCGUCAAAACAUUGACUAGUAAUCCCCCUACGGCUGCUCCCAUUGCCCUGCAUCCACUGGCCGAGGCCGUGAUCGGACUCGCUCUAUCUCACGCCGAGAAGACAGCUGUUUUCGUGGAUGAGACAGCCAAAAAAGAUCCAACGCUGCAGACUUCGUUUACAGAAUGCCACAAGGCCUAUCUGGCUGUAGCGGCUGCUCUCAAGAGCGCAGGUGUGAACCUCAAGCAAUCCCCCGACAAAGCUAACUACGACGUCAGGUCUUCGAGCGAGCACACAAGGCGCGUGACAGAACUGAUUGGGAAAAACACUGACGAGGCUUGGACCACGCUCAAGGAAAUGACUGUGCAGAUGGAUAAACUCCUCGAUCUUGCAGGUGGAGCAGCUGAUGCUGUUGAUGACGAUGACGAGAACGUCGACCGUCGCGUCUGA